Bufo bufo (common toad) is the source of this 1263-nucleotide messenger RNA. Its product is annotated as zinc finger protein 501-like. Bases 1 to 1200 code for a protein of 399 amino acids. The transcript has 2 exons. The record is from RefSeq and is a predicted model, not a curated record. NCBI's taxonomy places the organism in Eukaryota, Metazoa, Chordata, Amphibia, Anura, Bufonidae.
AUGGAGGAGUGGGAGUAUGUAGAAGGACACCAGGAUCGGUACAAGGAGGCCAUGAUGGAGGCUCCCCGGCCUCUGACAUCACCAGUUAAGAAGAGACGAGAAAAUUCCAAUAAGGACUCUGAGGAAAACUUCAUGUUAUCAGUAGAUUAUAAAGUAGAAGAUGAAGCUAUCAGGCCGCGCUCUUCAGGAGAAAACCUCAUAAAUGUAUCACUAGAUUAUAAAGUAGAAGAUGAAGAUAUCGGGCAGCGCUCUUCAGGAGAAAACCUCAUAAAUGUAUCACUAGAUUAUAAAGUAGAAGAUGAAGAUAUCGGGCAGCGCUCUUCAGGAGAAAACCUCAUAAAUGUAUCACUAGAUUAUAAAGUAGAAGCUGAAGAUAUCGGGCAGCGCUCUUCAGGAGAAAACCUCAUUGCCUAUAAUGUGCAUCCAGGACUUCACAGUACAGAUCUAUCAUAUGAGCUGCUCGAACACGAGGAACCUUCUGCUGACCAAUCACAGAUUGCAACCACAAGUACUGGCCAGAAAGAGGGUAAAAAAUAUCAGUGUGGGGAAUGUGGAAAACAGUUUACACAACGCUCAGGUCUUCAUAGCCACAGAAGAAUUCACACAGGAGAGAAGCCAUAUUCAUGUUCAAUAUGUGGAAAAUGUUUCGCAUAUAAAUCACUAGUUGUGAAGCAUGAGAGAAUACACACAGGAGAGAAGCCGUAUUCAUGCCCAGAAUGUGGGAAAUCUUUUACAAAUAAAUCAGAUCUCGUUAAACAUCACAGGCGUCACACAGGAGAGAAGCCAUAUUUAUGCAGAGAGUGUGAUAAAUGUUUUAUUACUAAAGACAUCCUCAAGGUUCAUCAGAGAAGUCACACAGGAGAGAAACCAUUUAAAUGUUCACUAUGUGGGAAAUGUUUUGCAGAUAAAUCCGGUUUUUCCAAACAUCAGCUAUAUCACACAGGAGAGAAACCAUUUUCAUGUUCAGAAUGUGGGAAGGGUUUUACAAUUAAAUCAGAUCUUGUUAUACAUGAGAGAAUUCACACAGGAGUGAAGCCAUAUGUAUGUAUGGAAUGUGGUAAAGGUUUUACAUGUAAAUCAGAUCUUAUUAAACAUGAGAGAACUCACACAGGAGAGAAGCCAUAUUCAUGUUUUAAAUGCGGGAAAAGUUUUAAAACUAUAUCAGAUCUUCGUAAACAUGAGAGGACUCACAUAGCAUAGCAGUAUUCAUCUUCAGAAUGUGAAAAAUGGUUUAUUACUAAAGACCAACUCAAACAACAUUCA